AUGCAAGAGUUUGGAGAUGGGGUUAGAGUAACAAUCUCUUAAUCAUUUACAACAACAAAUAUUAUAAAUGAAGAUGGUAUAAUUAAAUUGAACAAUAGGUUGGACGGUAACGGGAGGCUAACCUCUGGCUACUACGUGUAACGGCAUCAAUCUAUUUGGAGGAUACAAUGUUUUUGGUGCAAACACUAGUGUGAGUAAAAUAUUUAGCCUUCCACCUCAUUACUAUAUAUAUUUGAAGAUAUAAUUUUGGAAGUAACUUAUUUGUAAAGUUUAGGAUCGACACCUGGUUAUAUAAGAAUGUUUUCCUUUUUGGAGAUGGUUAAAUUGCAUGGAAUAAAUUGUUUUACACUUAAGAUGGAACAGACUUGUGUGGAUAAAAUGGAUUAGAUUCUCAUGAUUAUUAUACUAAUUUUAGUUGGAGAUUGACUCACUCUAGUCCAACAGCAGUAGUGUUGAUAACGUCAAACUUGGAUGCAACCUAUAAUAUAACAAUGUUUAAUAAAAAAGGGAUAUUGGGGAAUGAGGGACUUCAGCAUAGAUGUGGAGAAAUGUCCUGAUGGCUGUUUGUUAUGCAAACUUGGCGAUACAAUAAAUGAUUGUUCAAAUUGGAAAUUUGUAGCAAAAAGCUGGGAUUAAUUAGAUAUUAUAACAGCAGAUGGAUGGAACGUAGUAAAUGGUCUUUUAGAAAUGACCAAAUGUGGACGUAAGACAGUUUAUAUAUUUUAGCCGUUGCUCUAUUUAGAGGGUUCGGAAAGUUUGGUGCUGGAUCAAUAAUAAGUACCACAUUUGAUAUUUAAUACCCACAUUUUAAAAUCAAAAUCUUUAUUCUAUGGGCUAAAAUAGAUGCAUGGGAUAAUGAAGCAGCUUAAAUACUGGUAGAUGGAACUUUAGUUUGGGAAAAAAAGUUUAUUGCAACAAACGGCUAUUAUGGGAAAGUUUGCGGUAACUCGUAAUUUGCCUCUAAAACUUUAUUUUCCAGAACAGAAUUAGAAGUAAAUCAUUAGGCAAAUUCUGUUAAAAUUCAAGUCACUACAAAUCUCAAUGAAGCUUUUGAUGAAGAAUCAUUUGGAGUUAGAGAUUUUUAUUUGUAUUAUUAAGAGUGUCCUAGUUUUUGUAAUUAGUGCACUGGGCCAAAUGGAUCAGAUUGCUUAAGUAUAUCUUUUGAUUAUUAUUUAGUUUGUAAAAAUGGUUACUACAGAACAGGAGUUGAUGAACUUAUGUGUCAAGGUACCAGAACAUCUUAUCUAUUUAGAAUGCUAUAUCUCAUGUGAGACUUGUUAAGGACCGACAAAUUAAGAUUGUACAGAUUGCGGAAACUAUGAACUGAAUAAAAAAGAGUUCAUCAAUGGGCAAUGUCUUUGUCCCAAAUAUAUGGCUGAAUAAAUUAAGAAUGAUGGCUCUACUUGGUGUUUGCGUAUUUAAUUAAACUAGAUAGCAUGUCAUCCAAUGUGUGAAAAGUGUGAAUUUCCACAAGACAAUACAAACAAUCAAUAUUGUACUAUGUGUUUACCAGGUUAGCAUCGAAUUGUGUCUGAUGAUUUAAAAUGCAUUUGUAAGACAGGCUAUACAGAUGAGGGAGUCUUAGACAUAUGUAUAAGUAAUCAAAAAUAAUAAUGUAUUUAGAAUGCCAUUAUACAUGCGAAAAUUGUUCAGGACCAUUAUCAACAAAUUGUACAACUUAUUCAUUAUCUUCUCAUCGUCAUCUAACUGCAGAUUAUUAAUGCUAAUGUGA
This is a messenger RNA of Paramecium octaurelia, 1732 nucleotides long. The record is from the annotation of a GenBank genome assembly. Lineage: Eukaryota; Ciliophora; Oligohymenophorea; Peniculida; Parameciidae.